Aspergillus nidulans FGSC A4 is the source of this 1053-nucleotide messenger RNA. RefSeq names its product Gfo/Idh/MocA family protein. Gene Ontology annotation, molecular function: nucleotide binding. NCBI's taxonomy places the organism in Eukaryota, Fungi, Ascomycota, Eurotiomycetes, Eurotiales, Aspergillaceae. The record is from RefSeq and is a predicted model, not a curated record. The transcript is spliced from 3 exons. Bases 1 to 1053 code for a protein of 350 amino acids.
AUGGUCCUCAACAUCGCCGUCGUUGGUCUCGGCCGCAUGGGAAAACGCCAUGUCUAUACACUCCUGUACCGCGUCCCCCGCGCCAGGGUGGUCGCCGUCUGCACCACCGAGCCCCACGAGAUCGAAUGGGCGAAGAGCAAUGCCGAGUACACCGAAUUCGGCAUUGCAGUCUACGACGACUACGACGAUAUGCUGGCGUCCCAGGCAGAUCUUCACGCGGCCUGGGUAUCGACGAGCACAGACGUUCACGCGGUUCAGUCAUUAAAGGCCAUCGAGAAGGGCCUCCAUGUACUGUGCGAGAAGCCAAUCAGUACGGAUCUAGCGAAGGCGCAAUCCGUCGUCGAUGCCGCCAAAGCGAACCCCCAACUCAAAGUAAUGGCCGGGUUCUCGCGCCGCUUCGAUGCCUCCUAUAGGGAUGCCGCACAGAAGAUCCAGAACGGCACUAUUGGCAGCCCCUUUCUCGUGCGAUCCAACACCUGCGACCUGAAAGACGAAACAGGCUUCUUUGUCCGUUACGCCGCGCGUAAUGGAGGCAUCUUCGUCGACUGCGCGAUCCACGACAUCGACCUGACGCUUUGGUAUAUGGAUAACCCCGUCCCCAAGGCUGCAUGGGCAGCGGGCACCCUACAGCACCACCCCGAACUCGCAGAAAACAAUGACGUGGACAAUGCUGUUGGAAUUGUCGAGUUCUGGGGCGGCAAGAUCGCCUACUUUUACUGCUCGCGGACGCAGGCGCAUGGGCACGAUGUGCUGACCGAGAUUACGGGGACAGACGGCAAGAUCAUGGUCAAUGUAAUCCCGCGGGCGAACAAUGUGGUCGUAGCGGAUAAGGGAGGGAUGAGACAUGAAGUACAGCCGGAGUACUGGCAGCGGUUUGAGCAUGCUUUUGCCCUAGAGGCAAACGAGUUUGUGGAUGCUGUGCUUCAAGAUAAGCCCGUGCCUGUCAACCUGGAGACAGGCAUGACAGUGAUGAAGAUCGGACAGGCGCUGCAGCAUGCGUUACUCAGCGGAGAGGUUGUGAAGUUUAACAAGAACGGAGAGAGACUCAACUAG